GGCAGCCUAAGUGCAGCUUGUCUCCACUUAAAACUACCACGGCUCAAUGCUAAGGGAUCCUGGGAGAUAUAGUUUAACAAGCCUCACCUGCCAAAGAGGACUCUGCCUCACCAAACUACACAUUCCAGGUUUCCAGGGCAUUGAGCCACGGAAAUUAAUGUUGUGUCCAACUGCAUUAGGUGUACAGUGUAGAGAUGCACCCCUUAAGCUCUUGUCCAAAAGGCUUGGGUUUUUUUUUUCCGGGAAGGAGGGUCUUUUGAAUGCUUAUAUAUAGGUUGCUGUGAGUUUUCCGGGCUGAAUGGCCAUGUUCCAGCAGCAUUAUCUCCUGACGUUUCGGCCACAUCUAUGGCAGGCAUCCUAAAAGUUUGUAAGGUAACUGUUAUGGUCAACCUUCUCAAAUGGUCCAUGGGCAAUUUCUUAGAAAAUGUGACAUUAAAUUAAAAUGCAGAACAUUAGCUGGUUUGCCUGAAGUUAGGAACAAAGUGUCAUUUGCCAAACAACGAUUCAGCACUUGGCAAUCUACAGUGGAUCCAAAGGAGAUGAAGAAAUUCCAGCUCUUGGCUCAUAAAUGGUGGGAUGAACAAGGACAAUAUGCAGCCCUUCAUUCUAUGAAUGACAUUAGAGUGCCUUUUAUUCGAGAUUCUGCUUUGAAUUUGAGAAAUGACCCCCAUCUGGGAAGCCCUCUUUCUGGCAUGAAGAUCCUGGAUGUUGGUUGUGGCGGUGGAUUGCUUACUGAACCCCUAGGCAGACUUGGAGCUUCAGUUACUGGAAUUGAUCCCCUGGAAGACAACAUUAGAACAGCAGAAGUACAUGCAGCGUUUGACCCAGACCUAGCAAAGAGAAUACAGUACAAAUCCUGUGCGCUGGAGGAUAUUGUAGAAGAGGCAUCAGAACAAUUUGACAUUGUUGUUGCUUCUGAAGUAGUGGAACAUGUGGCUGAUGUGGAAACAUUCCUCAAGUGUUGUGGUGAUGUGUUAAAACCCGAAGGCUCUCUGUUUAUUACCACAAUCAACAAAACACAGUUGUCCUAUAUUUUUGGCAUUCUGGUUGCUGAGAGGGUUCUGGGCAUUGUUCCAGCAGGCACCCAUGAAUGGGAGAAAUUCAUUGCACCUGAAGAAGUAGAGCGGCUUCUGGAAUCAAAUGGCUUUUCGGUCAAGACAGUGAGAGGAAUGUUAUACAACCCCCUCUUUGGGUCUUGGAGCUGGAUUGAAAACACUAGCAUCAACUAUGCACUUCAUGCUGUGAAAUCAAGUACACAAGAACACUUGGAUCCACAUGAAGCAUCUCAGGAUGUGGAGAAAGAAGAGUCCCAAACAGAAGCUGGUGUCAGAACUGCCGGUUAAAACAUGAAGCCAGGAUGGCAGUAUGAAUCUGGAAGGAGUUUGGCAUAAUGAACCAGUAAAGAAGAAGCAGACUGGUGUUUCAUGUGUCUGCUAAACUCACUCUUCAUUCUUCACAGUCUUAGAAGCACAAAGAUAUUAAAGAUGACACAUCUUGAACAAGAAGUUAGGUGGAUGUCUAAAGAUUGGGUGUUGUGUGCAUGUUAUUGGGAAAAGUUUGGAUUUUCAUGUAUUUCUAAAGUCGCUGAAUUCCUUUUCUUGUUCAGAUUCGGCAGCUUGCCAGUUGUGAAAAACACAACUUAUUUUAAUAUUUCUUAAUUAAACUUAUGUUUGAAUUGUGA
This is a messenger RNA of Anolis carolinensis (green anole), 1681 nucleotides long. RefSeq names its product coenzyme Q3, methyltransferase (gene coq3). Gene Ontology annotation, cellular component: mitochondrion. Gene Ontology annotation, biological process: ubiquinone biosynthetic process. Lineage: Eukaryota; Metazoa; Chordata; Lepidosauria; Squamata; Anolidae. The transcript is spliced from 7 exons. Bases 399 to 1343 code for a protein of 314 amino acids. Gene Ontology annotation, molecular function: 2-methoxy-6-polyprenyl-1,4-benzoquinol methyltransferase activity. The record is from RefSeq and is a predicted model, not a curated record.